This is a messenger RNA of Salvelinus namaycush (lake trout), 2869 nucleotides long. Its product is annotated as glycogen phosphorylase, muscle form-like. Lineage: Eukaryota; Metazoa; Chordata; Actinopteri; Salmoniformes; Salmonidae. The transcript has 20 exons. The record is from RefSeq and is a predicted model, not a curated record. Gene Ontology annotation, cellular component: cytoplasm. Bases 234 to 2765 code for a protein of 843 amino acids. Gene Ontology annotation, molecular function: glycogen phosphorylase activity; pyridoxal phosphate binding. Gene Ontology annotation, biological process: glycogen catabolic process.
GCCUAACCUUAACGUAAGACCAGAAAGCCCAUUUGUGUUUUCUUGAAGCGUUACGAUAUAGACUUUGUGGCUGUGCUAUCGAGUGGAAACCCCACUGGUCAGAGGGAGGCAGGGCAAACACUGUGACAAGCAUAGGCAUAACGCAGUUCGUUACUUGCCAUCGCUCCUCACCCUAGGUCGAUAUUUGCCAUUCGGAUCUACAGUCGUACAAUAGAAAAUACGCAUUUACCAAGAUGCCUAAGCCACUGACAGACCAGGAGAAGAGAAAGCAGAUAUCGGUGCGAGGGCUUGCAGGAGUGGAAAAUGUUUCAGACCUCAAGACUAAUUUUAAUCGCCAUCUCCACUUUACGCUCGUAAAGGACCGAAAUGUGGCGACCAAAAGAGACUACUACUUCGCCUUGGCCAACACCGUGCGCGACCAUCUGGUUGGCCGAUGGAUCAGGACGCAGCAGCACUACUACGAGAAAGACCCCAAGCGUGUGUACUACCUGUCCCUGGAGUUCUACAUGGGGCGCACCCUGCAGAAUACCAUGGUGAACCUGGCACUGGAGAAUGCCUGUGACGAGGCCACCUAUCAGUUGGGUCUGGACAUGGAGGAGCUGCAGGACAUUGAGGAGGAUGCCGGCCUGGGAAAUGGUGGUCUUGGACGGCUCGCCGCCUGCUUCCUAGAUUCCAUGGCGUCUCUGGGGCUGGCAGCUUACGGCUACGGCAUCCGCUAUGAGUUUGGCAUCUUCAACCAGAAAAUAGUCAAUGGCUGGCAGGUGGAGGAGGCUGAUGAUUGGCUGCGCUACGGCAACCCCUGGGAGAAGGCCCGCCCUGAGUACAUGCGUCCCGUCCAUUUCUAUGGCAGAGUGGAGCACACCCCCGAAGGGGUGAAAUGGGUUGACACACAGGUAGUGUUGGCCCUUCCUUAUGACACCCCGGUCCCUGGCUACAGGAACAACGUUGUGAACACCAUGAGACUGUGGUCUGCCAAGGCCCCAUGUGAUUUCAACCUGAAAGACUUCAAUGUUGGUGGCUACAUUCAGGCUGUGCUGGACAGGAACUUGGCUGAGAACAUCUCCCGUGUCCUCUACCCUAAUGACAACUUCUUCGAGGGCAAGGAGCUUCGUCUGAAGCAGGAGUACUUUGUGGUGGCAGCCACUCUGCAGGACAUCGUCCGUCGCUUCAAGUCCUCCAAGUUUGGCUCCACCGAGGUUGUGCGUGUGGACCUGUCCACCCUACCUGACAAGGUGGCCAUCCAGCUGAACGACACCCACCCUGCCAUGGCCAUCCCUGAGCUGAUGAGGAUCCUGUUGGACACGGAGCACCAGACAUGGGAGAAGGCCUGGGACAUCGUUACGCGUACAUGUGCCUACACCAACCAUACAGUUUUGCCUGAGGCCCUGGAGCGCUGGCCCAUCGACCUGUUCCAAAACCUUCUGCCCAGACACCUGGAGAUCAUCUUCGAGAUCAACCGACGCCACCUGGAGCGCAUUGCUAACCUUUACCCUGGGGACGAUGACCGUCUGCGCCGCAUGUCCCUGGUGGAGGAGGGCGACCAGAAGAAGAUCAACAUGGCCCACCUGUGCAUCGUGGGCUCCCACGCCGUCAACGGAGUGGCCCGCAUCCACUCGGACAUCAUCAAGGCCACUCUGUUCAAGGACUUCUACGAGGUGGACCCCCACAAGUUCCAGAACAAGACCAAUGGCAUCACACCCCGACGCUGGCUGGUCAUGUGCAAUCCUGGACUGGCUGAGGUCAUUGCAGAGAGGAUCGGUGAGGAUUACAUCCGCGAUCUGGACCAACUGAAGAAUUUGCUGGAGUUUGUGGAUGACGACUCUUUGAUUCGGGACGUCGCCAAGGUCAAACAGGAGAACAAGCUGAAGUUUUCUGCCUAUCUCGAGGAGCACUACAGGGUGAAGAUCAACCCCAACUCCAUGUUCGACGUUCAAGUCAAGAGGAUCCACGAGUACAAGAGGCAGCUGCUCAACUGCCUGCACAUCAUCACUCUCUACAACCGCAUCAAGAAGGAGCCCAACAAGAAUUGGACCCCCAGGACUAUCAUGAUUGGAGGAAAGGCUGCCCCUGGUUACCACACUGCUAAGCUGAUCAUCAGGCUGAUCACGGCCAUUGGAGAUAUUGUCAACCAGGACGAGGUGGUGGGCGACCGUCUCAAAGUCAUCUUCCUGGAGAACUACAAGGUCACUCUGGCCGAGAAAAUCAUCCCUGCGUCCGAUCUAUCUGAGCAGAUCUCCACAGCUGGCACAGAGGCGUCUGGAACUGGCAACAUGAAGUUCAUGCUGAACGGAGCGCUCACCAUCGGCACAAUGGACGGAGCCAACGUAGAGAUGGCUGAGGAGGCCGGGGAGGAGAACCUCUUCAUCUUUGGUAUGAGGGUGGAUGACGUGGACGCCAUGGACAAGAGCGGAUAUGAUGCCAUGGAGUACUACAAUCGCAUUCCUGAGCUGAAGCAGGCCAUGGACCAGAUCGCUGGUGGAUACUUCAGCCCCGACCAACAUGACCUCUUCAAGGACAUUGUCAACAUGCUACUGCAUCAUGACAGAUUCAAGGUGUUCGCUGACUACGAAGCCUACAUCAAAUGUCAGGACAAAGUCAGUGCUCUCUACAAGAACCCCAAAGAAUGGACCAAGAUGGUGAUCCACAACAUCGCCGGUUGUGGUAAAUUCUCUAGCGACCGCACCAUCUCCCAGUACGCCCGGGAGAUCUGGGGCAUGGAGCCCAGCCUGGAAAGGAUCCCUGCCCCAGAUGAUCCUCGCCAAUAAGCCCCAGCCCGAAAAAAAAGCCUCAGGCUUGUCCACAUUCCCAACCUCUGUUUUUCCCACAGCCCCCAACUUCUGCCUUUACCUCUGGCUAUUCCACAAAAAAA